AAAAAUAGGAAAAUUUAUCACGAAGGUGAUGAGUGUAGAUUUGUCGUUAGACUGUCGGAAGAAACUUAACUACAACAGCCAAUUCCAGCCUGUAUCUAUAUUCGUCUAUUGACUUACCUCUACGUGCAAGUAUAUAUAUAUAUAUAUACAAACUCAAACAUGCGUGUACAUAGAGACACAUACAUAUAUAUAUUGGUGAGAGUAUUUACGAGAAAUUAAACCUUUAAUAUCUCUAUAGAGUGAAUCAGCCAUGGAUGGUACUUCAUCAUCUGGUGCACACGUGCGUUCAACAAGCUGGUCCGAAGACGUUAAUCCUCUGUCUCGAGCCAUCGAAGAUCAUCUUCUGAUACUAAAGAAAAAACCAGAGUCCGCUCGUCGGAAACUUGGAGUUUUAAAUAAUCUCUACGAGGUUGUCGAAGUUUUCCUCCGUUUUCAAACGACCAAAACUCAAAAAUCUUUCACCGGAUUUGAAGAUGUUUCCGACGGAUUCAUCGAGGUUCUUGAUAUUUGCAGCACGAUCAGAGACGUUCUGAUGGAGAUAAAGGAACAAGUUAGGGAACUCGAAUCGAGCUUGAGGAGGAGAUUGAUCAGAAGCAAAUCAGGAGAAGAUCAAGAAGCUUUCGUGGCGCGUGAGCUAGACGCUUACGUGUUUAAGAGAAGAGCAUUGAGCAGAACAAUUGUCAAACAAUUGAAGAAAACAGAGGAUAAGAUGAGGAAGAAGAAGAGAGAUUGUGGAGACGUCAUUAAUGUAAUGAAAAGAGUUGAAAAGACGAGCUUUGAUGUUUUGGUUUCUUUGUUGAUCCAAGUCGUGACGAAGGAUCAGAGAGAUGAUAAGAAGAGAUCAAGAAGAGGAAUUGUGUCGAGGGUUUUUAAUAAGAAGAAUCAAGAAGUUGAUGCGGAUGAGCUGAAGAAGUUGAGAGAAACAGAGCAUGAGAUUGAAGAAACAGAGAGAGAGUUGGAGUGUGUGUAUAAGAAACUGUUGAAGACAAGAGUUUCUUUUCUUAAUAUGCUUACUCUUUGAGAUUGUAUAGAUGUAAUUUUGUUCAUGUGAAGUAUCAUUGGCUUUAGUUUAGACAAAGAUUCUGAUAUCAUAUUGUAUUAAGGAUAUGCAAAUCAAGCUAACAUAUAUGAUUGACCACAAUCAUCUCUGUCAAAUUAUUCUCAUUAUUGUGUAAAUAUUAUGUUGCCUUGUAUAGCUCCAUUGUCUCUGUAUAAAGCUCAUGUAAUCUCAUAUCAAUAGAAUCAUCACUUUCACAACA
This is a messenger RNA of Arabidopsis lyrata subsp. lyrata, 1259 nucleotides long. RefSeq lists its product as uncharacterized. Gene Ontology annotation, biological process: shoot system development; root development. Lineage: Eukaryota; Viridiplantae; Streptophyta; Magnoliopsida; Brassicales; Brassicaceae. The record is from RefSeq and is a predicted model, not a curated record. The coding region runs from base 251 to 1021 and encodes 256 amino acids. The transcript has a single exon.